AUGGAAAUGCUGACUGAUUUACAGAUCGUAGCUAUCAUUGUGACAGGUGUAACAGCUGCGUUACUGAUCCUAGCAGCUCGUGUCCUCAUGCCACAGAAGACGGAUGACGUGGACGAGUCGUUACAGGCGAUGAUCAAUGGCUUUGAUUUUGCUUUACCCGAUGAAAUUGAGCAAUACCGUCAGGGUAAAUUGGAUCACCCGGAAGAUAAGGAUCUGUGUUUUCAGCUCUUGUUUCGUCGUGCUGUGGCUGAUAUUCCAUUGAUUCGAAAGAUUCAAUCGGAAAGCUCAGGCAUUCAACGUCUAAAGAAGAAUGAUAUUCUUAAAGACAGUUCAUUUCUUAGUUAUAAAUUGGCCGAAGAGAUGAUUAAUGAAGAGAUUAAUGACGUACGUCGAGAAGCGGAAGAGCUCAAACCAGGUGAGGGCUGGCCAGACAAGAUUUUUCCUCAGGCCGUGCAGUUUAUGAACCAAGUGGCUGAACAACAAAUGGAAGCACAGCGGAAAGCGGCAGAGGAACAGGUAAAGGUCAUGCAGGCAGCACGUGCCAAGACGAUGGCACAAGCGGAAGCUGCAGAAACUGCUAUUAAGAACAUUGAGGCGAAAAAGGCAGGCAAUGAUAGUGAAGACCUGACGCUGCGGAAGAGGAAGUAA
This is a messenger RNA of Peronospora farinosa, 648 nucleotides long. The record is from the annotation of a GenBank genome assembly. NCBI's taxonomy places the organism in Eukaryota, Oomycota, Peronosporomycetes, Peronosporales, Peronosporaceae.